GAGACAGGAGAGGCUCAUACCGGACUCUGUUCGCGGUUAGUUGUGGUGCGUCGAUCGAGAGAGAGAGAGAGAGAGAGUGCGGUUUUAUUACACCCUCGCAGACUGACAUUGAUCGGUAAACGAAAAGGAAGGGAAAAGAAUCCGACGAAAAAAACGUUGAAAAGAAAAAAAAAAAAAAAACAGACACCAGAGCAAGGUUUUUUUUCGUUUAGGAUUAAUUUAUUUUUUAUUUUUUAUUCUACCCCGCCCCCGACCCCCGCCUCCGCGGACAAAGUUCCUUUCCGAACUGUACCUUCUUCGUUUGUACAAAGUUGUUGAAAAAUUUCGGAGACGCGAGUGCGGAACUAUCGCUGCGGGUUUUUUUUUUUUUUGUUUGUUUUUUUCUUACUUUCGUCCAAUGACACGAUCUGACUCGACGUUAACGAUUACAUUAUUACACACGUACGCCGAUCGGUGAAAUUCUAAAUAUAAUUGCAAUAAUAACGAUAAUCGUAAGAAGAACUACGAAUUAAAAUUAGAUCACAUAAUAUACAAAUCGUGGUGAGAAAUUAAAUUUGUUGUAAAGAGAAAUAAAAGAGAAAAGGGAGAAGGAUCAAAGAAAUAAGUAUCGGCCAAGUUUUUUUUUUUUCUUUAUUCUUCUUCUAAAUAAACAAAUCAACAAAUAACAGCGCCAAAUGUUUUUAGUGUAGAAAAAAAAAAAAAAAAAAAAAAAAAAAAAAAUUAACCAAUCAACGAAGCAUCAUGUUGCACGAGCGUUACAACAGAAUGAACAGGAUAACACAUAUUUGGGCGAUAGCCGGCCUCAUUUCUGCGCUAUUCUACAUCGCUGCUGCUAUCUCACCGGCUGUCGUUCAAUACAAUGUUUCCGAAUACGUCGCGAAUAUUGACAUCGAUCUACAGGCGAGGGCUGUCGCAGCGCUGGAAGCUGAAAAACAUGCCUACCAAUCCCGUACUUGGCUCGAGGACAGAAUCGGACCCGAUGGAUCGCCGUGUCGAGUUCGGCCGGAAAGACCUUGCCCACCAAGCAUGUAUCGAGCGCCAUCGGGAGCUUGCAAUAACGUUCGACAUCCCGCUUGGGGUGCGAGAGGGUCGCCUAUGCUCAGGCUCAUCGGACCUGCCUAUGCCGAUGGAAUCAGCAAACCGAGACAAUCGGUAGGGACUCACGCAUUGCCGCUACCCUUCGAUGUUGUAUCGUCGCUUCGUCGAGACUCUGCACAUCACGAAGGACUUGCCAGCUUGGCCGGGGUGUGGGCGGAAUUAUUGUUGCGGGACAUAGCCGAGACGAUGAAUCCGAAAGGGAUUGAUUGCUGCGGUGUGAACGGCCCAAAUCACGCCGAGUGCUAUUCGACCUGGAGCGAAAACGGGGGGAGUGAAGUUUGCAGAAACUACACCCGUUCGCUGCCGACCCUUACCGCGACCAGCUGCAAAUUCGAGACCAGGGAGCAGAUGAACGCCGUGUCCGGGUACCUCGACGGUUCCGAUCUCUAUGGGAACACCGACCAGGACCUUCACGCCAUCAGGACCUACUCCCAUGGAAGGGUUAGCUUGGCCGCCUGCAAGAAAUGCGAAGACGGCACGGCCCUCGGUGCCCUUUACCGCACCCUCUUCCUCGAGCACAAUCGCCUGGCCGAUGGCCUCGCCGAGGUAAACGAUCACUGGGAGGACGCGAAGGUCUUCCUGGAGGCACGGCGCAUAGUCAUUUCCGAACUGCAGCACGUCACGAUCAACGAAUUCGUACCAAGCAUUCUCGGCGAGGCGGCCUUCGUCAACGCCGACCUGAAACCGGUAAGGAGCGGGUUUUACUCCGGGUACUCGUCGACCAAUCGCGGCGGCGUUUUUGACUCCGUCGCGCUUGGAGCUCUGCGCGCGCUUCUCUCCCUCAACAACGGAUCCGUCAGUCUCGAGGACCUUCUCGCCAGGCCGGCAAGGCAGGUGAGCCUCAGGAUUCCCGGCGUAGAUAACGGAGAUUGGGACGAAGCCGAGAGAGCCAUCCACGCGGCCAGGGAUCACGGAGUGCCUGGUUACCCACACUUUGUUUCUUACUGUUCGGGCAACGAUCGCAUGAUCAAUUUCACCGACUUCGAGUACACGAUGAGCGAGGAUGACGUCGAGGGACUUCGUGGGCUCUACGCGACCGCCGAGGAUGUCGAUUUACUCGUCGGAGGGACCUUCGAAAAACCUACCGAAGCAGCUGCCGUUGGACCGACUUUCGGAUGUUUGCUCAGAGAGCAAUUCGUAAAGCUGAGAAACUCGGACAGGUUUUGGUACGAAAAUGAUCUGCCGCCGUCCGGUCUUACCGCCGAACAGCUGGCCGAGGUCAGGCGAGUAUCGCUUGCUGGUAUCAUCUGCAAGAACACCGGAAUAGCGAAAAUUCAACCGAUGGCUUUCAUUCAGCAGGACCCGUACCUGAAUGUCAAGAUAAAUUGCGACCAGCACGGUAUAGCCGACCUCGCCGCGUGGCGGGAACAUCCCACGCCGGACAUGAUAUCCGACAAUUCGAUGGCCUCCGUUAUUGCCAAGGAGGUCACGUCCGAGUUGACCCCCGAGGUGAUCGCCAACGCGGUCAGGAAGGCCGAGCAGGACCUCGUGGUGCGAAAACAGCUGGAGUACAACGCCUGGCUCGAGCAGAAGACCGCUGAUCCGAAAUCGCCCAUCGGUACCGCGGCCAGCUUUUCGAAGGCCAGUAAAGACGCCCUACUUCUAGCAAACUCCUCGAUACUCUUCGAGCUCGCGACUAACGAGAUUAUAAACGGGGCACAUGGUCUACGUAGACGAAAACGACAAAUUUUCGACUCAUCCGACAACGUUCUCGGCUUUCCCAACAACGAGUUCAGCGACAUAUUGCAGACCGUCGACAUAUCCAGCUUCCUUCAGAGCCAGACCACCCCAGACGAGCUCGACUGUCCACCCGACGACAGUCCCUGCGAUCCAAGCUCCCCGUUCAGAACCCUCAGCGGGCACUGCAACAAUCUUCGCAAUCCAAAACUGGGUACCGCGCUCACCACCUUCGCGAGACUCCUGCCUCCCAUUUACGAGGACGGUGUAUCGAAACCGCGAAUGAACUCCAUAACCGGCAUACCUCUGCCCAACCCCAGAGUCAUCUCGACUGUUAUUCACCCCGAUAUAUCAAAUCUUCACAAUCGAUACACUCUGAUGGUAAUGCAGUUCGCACAGUUCGUCGAUCACGAUAUGACCAUGACUCCGAUCCACAAGGGUUUCCACGAGUCGAUACCGAGCUGCAGAUCUUGCGACUCGGCCCGCACCGUGCAUCCUGAGUGUAAUCCGUUCCCCAUACCACCCGGCGAUCAUUUCUAUCCAACGGUGAACGUCUCCUCCGGGGCGAGACUCUGCAUACCUUCGAUGAGGUCGCUGCCCGGUCAGCAACAGCUCGGACCGCGUGAACAAAUCAACCAGAACACGGCCUUCCUCGACGGCUCUGUUAUAUACGGUGAAAACGACUGCGUUUGCCAGGUUCUUCGCACGUUCAACGGCCGAAUGAAUAUCACACGUCAUCCGAACCGCGGGAAAGAUCUUUUGCCGCAAACGGCGACUCAUCCGGAAUGCAAAACGAGAUCCGGGUACUGUUUCAUCGGCGGUGAUGGCCGCGUCUCCGAGCAGCCCGCACUCGCCGUUAUGCACACUCUUUGGGUACGCGAGCACAACCGAAUCAUGGAGGGUCUCAGACAGGUGAACCCGCAUUGGGACGGUGAAAAGCUUUUCCAACACUCGCGAAGGAUCAUUUCCGCCAUGCUUCAGCACUUGGUUUACAACGAGUUUCUGCCGAGGAUACUCGGCUGGAACGCGGUUAGUCUGUACGGUCUGAAACUACUGCCACAGGGAUACUACAAGGAGUACUCGCCCACGUGUAACCCCAGUGUACUGAACGAAUUUGCAGCCGCGGCUUUCAGGAUCGGACACUCGCUUCUCAGACCUCACUUGCCCAGGAUGGAUUCAAAUUUCCAGAACAUUGAUCCGCCCAUUUUGCUUCGUGACGGUUUCUUCAAUCCGGACAUGCUCUACGACCCGGGAAUGGUUGACGAGAUGAUAAGAGGCCUUGUUUCUACGCCUAUGGAGACUCUCGAUCAGUUUAUAACCGGCGAGGUGACCAAUCAUCUUUUCGAAAACAGGAGGAUCCCCCACUCGGGUGUUGAUUUGAUCGCCCUCAACGUACAGAGAGCUAGGGACCACGGUAUCCCAUCAUACAACAACUACAGAGCACUCUGCAAUCUGAAACGUGCUACGACCUUCGAGGACCUUUCGAGAGAAAUGGCGCCGGAAGUUAUCGCCCGGCUUAAGCGGAUCUAUGCCUCGGUCGACGACAUCGAUCUGUUCCCCGGCGGUAUGAGCGAGCGACCCCUUCAGGGCGGUUUGGUCGGACCCACCUUCGCAUGCAUCAUAGCCAUACAGUUCAGACAGUCCCGUAAGUGCGACAGGUUCUGGUACGAGACCGACGACCCCAACAUUCGGUUCACGGAGCACCAAUUGGCUGAGAUAAGGAAGACGACGCUGUCCAAGGUGAUAUGCGAGAACAUGGAUCAACACCAGGAUAUGCAACGCGCCGCGUUCGAUCUUCCGAGCAAUUUCCUCAACCCCAGGGUACCCUGCUCGUCUAUGCCGCACAUGGACUUUGCCGCCUGGCGAGAAACCAGCCACGGAUGCCAAAUCGGCAGUCGCAAUGUCGCCGUUGGUGAAUCCGGAUUCCCAACGCCUUGCACCAGCUGUGUAUGCACUGCCGAAGGAACCCAGUGCGCAUCGCUCCGUGUUACAGACUGCAAUCAGCUUCUCAGAGAAGCCUCUCGCGAAGCCAUUCUUCGAGACGAUGUCUGCACGGCUCAGUGCGGUUUCGUUUUGGCCGCAUCGGAAGCAUCAGCGAGGUUGCAAUUCCCGAAUUCAAAUGCGUUCCGGGGUUUCCCCUCGCCGGGGAACAAUUUGAGAAACCUUCCAACAGCAGCAACGUUCAACGGUUUCAAACUGCCGGAUCUCUCGCAGUUUAUCGGUUAAAUAUACGCCGCGACCAGGUCGCGCAUUUGUUCAAUUAAUUUUUAAGAUCAAGCAUGGUGAAGGUGAGGAGCGAAGAACGCAACCAAUCGCAUCGGACAAUGCUUGGGGAUAUGAUCAUGGAUCUGCAAAGGCUAGAAUACUCAAAGGCGGGAAAAAGGAGAUUCGUAACGCGUGUAAAAGCUCAGAAUUUAUGCGACAAUUCAUUCUGUUUCCUGUGUUAUUAUCAUCGCGGAAAUAUUCCGUCCGUUAGGUAUCAUCACCGUAGUAAUCGCUGUAGGUCCCAAAUUGAUACUGUUCUUCGGACGGAAUCGUCAUUCCGAGUUAGAUUAUGUCAGGAUCUAGAUCGGCAAUACGCACUGAUGUGGAUUGCGAAAAGUUCGGGUCAUCUGCUUGACGUCGGAAAGAAAAGGUAGAGUACAAAUAUAACUGAUUGUGAGCCCGUUAUCGUUAUACCAUAUUUCGUUAUUAUUAUCCACUGACAUUAGAACGGGAAUGUUUGAAAAUCAAUCAAUCCUGAAACUUGUUCAUUUCACAAUAGAACUGACACAUAGAAGUAUGUUAUAAUUUGGGGAAACCGUUGAUAAUUUGAAGAUACUGUGACUUGUAUAUCUACCGUAUAUAUUGCUGUGUAUUUUUUAUUUUAUGUUUUUAUUUUGGUCCCUCGUAAUCCGGUCAUUGCCCUGAAAAAAAUCCACAGCAAAGCAACUCGAUAAGAGGAUCGAUUAUUUCUGUAUGAAUAGAUAUACAUACUAUAUAUUAUAUUAUACCUAUAAAAAAGUUGCCUAUACGAAAAAUGUAAAUAUAGAAGAUAAUCUCGCGGUAUUUAGUUAUUAUAGAAAAUUAAUACCUAUUUUAUACUUCUGUGUAUAAAUCAAUUACGAUAUCGACGGUAGGUAUAAAAUCGGCCCCGCGUGGUUACGCAUAAUAAUUAUAUUUUGUUUCUGCAAUAAUCACGCUAAAUUGUGGAUACAAUAAUUUUUCAUGUGCGAGUGUUGUAUCCACAGUUAAAUUUUCGGUGAUUAUUGUAGAAACGAUAGAAAAAUGCCGUGACGGCUUGUUAGGAAAGCUGCAUCUACUACAGAAUACUGCCACAGAAUGAUGUUUCAUUAUUUUUCAACAAUCUUUUAAUCCGGUUGAGAAAAAAAAAAUCCGGAAUAUCAUAUCCUUAUAAAAAUUAUAAUAAGGACAUUGUUACACGUGCUAGAAUUUAUAUAAUAUAUGUUAUUAAAAGUAUGUAUAAUAAUGUUAUUUACAGCGUUUUCUAUUGUACUAACGAACGCUGUUUGUAUAGAUUUUAAUUUGUACCUAAUUAUUGUUUUGUUUUUCUAAAUAAAAAUAGAUAAUAUAUAUAUACAUAUACACACGCAUAGCUAUAAGCCGCUACAAAUUCUCAUAGUAACACUAUACACAUAGAUAUGAUAUCACGUGUAUGUGUAUAUUAAUAAUAAAUUUUAAUUAUUAUUUUUUUCUAAAAUACACAGGUAAUAGUUUCGUCUUUAUUCGGUUCAUCAUCAUGUAAUACGAUUUCAUUCGACUGUAACAUACUGUAUUUUGGACGUAUACAAUUCGGAAGUAAUGUUAUUCUCGUACAGUAUUCUUGAUAAUGAAAAAAAAAAUUCAGAUCCCUAACGAACGCAUAACGACGAAUAUAAUUCAAUGAUUAGGAUGAUUUAGCUGUUUCAGUUGUUUAUUAGACUUUUUUAUUUCACAUCUUUUUAUAGAUCAUUGAGGUGCUUAAGAAAAAAAAACGUAUAGACGAACGAUUAUUACAACUAUAUUUUCGGGACCUUAUAAAUAUGAGUAUGAAUAUUAUGUACAGAAGAUUUCUUCAUAAGCUUCCCCAAGCGAAAAUACAGUUUGAAUUAUCCUUCGAUACGAGAAAUUUUUUUCAUUUACUUUUAUUUUUCUG
Neodiprion virginianus is the source of this 6910-nucleotide messenger RNA. RefSeq names its product peroxidasin homolog pxn-2. The transcript is spliced from 6 exons. The record is from RefSeq and is a predicted model, not a curated record. Gene Ontology annotation, biological process: response to oxidative stress. NCBI's taxonomy places the organism in Eukaryota, Metazoa, Arthropoda, Insecta, Hymenoptera, Diprionidae. The coding region runs from base 742 to 5001 and encodes 1419 amino acids. Gene Ontology annotation, molecular function: peroxidase activity; heme binding.